UGGGGUGGCCACUGGUUUGAUAUCACAGUGGAGUGACCAGUGUUUCUUUAAGUGGUGAAUGUGCGCGCGCGCUUCUCUACCUACCAAAAUGCGAUUAAUAAUAUUAUUAACGGUACUGACAUCGACAUGGUGUCGAGAACAGGACUGGCAGCCCAUUGUUUCAUCCGACUCUACGGUUGUAUUUUCAAGCUACAAUCAACCUUCAGACAGACAAAUUGGUUCGAGUUCUCAACUGAAGAUAUUAAACAGGCGGCCCACACAUUCGCGUCCUACGUUUCAAAGCAACAAGUACAGCAACCUUUAUUACACUGCUCCACCUUCGGAGGCUGACUCAUGCAGCUUAUACAAAGUCUCAAUGAAUCAGGAACUAUUCUACCAGUAUCUGGAAUACGAUACAAGAAUACCAGAUCUUAAGGAGUUUACCCUUUGUCUGUGGGCCAAGUAUCACAAUCAUACUGAGGACAACCCUUUAUUUUCUUAUGCAGUUGGCGACAACCCUAAAGAAAUAUCGUUAUCGAUAUCAAAUACGGCGGAGGCGAGCUAUUUUACAAUGGCUGUACAUGGGCAGAACUUCUUCAGGUUAAACUACCCCUUGAAAUUGAACACUUGGUACCACAGCUGUCAAUCAUGGAAUGGAAAAACUGGUGAAUGGCAAAUAUGGGUCAAUGCUGAAAGAGUUGGAAGAGGAUUUAACAAUAGGCUUGUAGGCCACGUAAUAAAAGGUGGAGGUAUUGCUGUGAGUGGCCAAGAACAAUCAUUACUUUAUAAAGAUGAUGGUAUUGAAGGACCUGUUAAAAAGCAAUCGGGCUUAAAAGGAGAAAUUACAAUGUUACAAUUAUAUCACGUUGCAUUAACGGCUGGAAAGGCGCAUAGAGAUCAUAAACACCACCACGCUCACCACUUUAAGCAUGAUGGCUCAGCAAUUGAAAUAAAUACAGAAGCUAUCACUGAACCCCCACCUCCAGAGCCAACCCCAAUUGGUAAUGGACAUUUUCUCGUCAGUGGUCAGUUGCAGAAGCCUCCAAAAAUUAAUCUGGCACAACCACCUCAACAGAUGGUAUCGAUACAGCUACCUAAUGGUCUUCAGCUCACACAAGACUUUAUUAAUGGUCAACUUGGAAAUAGAUAUGUCUCUGAACAGCUUUACAAUGGCGUACAUCAAAUUCCUUCAAACCAUAUUUCUCAAACACCAACACAUUUGGCUGGGCUUGGAAUAUCACAAGUUAAAAGCAGCCAACUAUACGCAAACACACCACUUGGACCGAGUAAAGAUACAUCUAGUGUUAUUUUGUCUAGUUCCUUACUAAACCCAGCUAACGUGCAAUAUAUAGACGAAUUAAAACCACAUAAAAUAUAUAAAAGAUACUUAAAAGAACGCAGAACUAAGAGAGAUAAUCCAGAGAAAGAAUUAUUUGAGGAACGAAGCUUAGGAAAGAAAGAUAAGCGUGGGCUUGUGGCACUAUCUGAUGGAUCGAUAGUUGAUGAAGCUUUGAUUAGUGCAGAUCUUAUUGACGAUAAUAAAGAAGAUGAGAUCAUGUUUCAACAAUCUCUCUUAAAUGGAUUAGCAGGAGUCGUAGGGAAUUUACCAGUUCAGAACUUACAGAAAAUGACGGGUGACGAAAGGGAACCCGCGGAAGCAGAAGUUAAGGCUGUUAUGCAAGUAUGUAGCGGCUGCACCCCCGAACCAUUCAAAAAGGUUCAAGUCCUUUCAUGGAGACAUACUCCAAAGAAACUUUAUAGCGGAGCUCAUUAUUAUAAAGGACUACCAAUUUGUAGGGCUUUUUAGAAUAUUUGUUGUGUGUACAAAAUUUAGAUUCUAGAGUACCACUUCCAAUAUUAAAUAACAUAUUGAAUGUGUUACUAAGUUUGAGGUUAGUUGCAAAGUUAGUAGUACUUUUAUACGAUAUAAGACGUUUUGGUACCCACAGUUUAAAUUUUAUUAUUUACUUGCCAUUAACGAUCAUUUCUUAUUUAUUUUAGAAUAAUGAUACUAGUAUUAGGUUUUCUAAGCAAGAACUAAACUUGUUAAGGUUGGUUGUUUUGUAUAACUUGUUAUGUUUCGUAACUGUGUUCGUUAAGUAUAUAAUAAAUAUAAAAAUGUUGCA
Messenger RNA from Leptidea sinapis, 2105 nucleotides. RefSeq lists its product as uncharacterized. NCBI's taxonomy places the organism in Eukaryota, Metazoa, Arthropoda, Insecta, Lepidoptera, Pieridae. Bases 59 to 1786 code for a protein of 575 amino acids. The transcript has 9 exons. The record is from RefSeq and is a predicted model, not a curated record.